CUAUGCAAGUGUUUUGCCUCUUCUUGUGAUAGUUUGACUUACCUGAACCAGGAAAUGCUAGUGAAGGAUGGCGCUGCCCUUUACAUAUGCCACAGUUAUUCGCCACUUGGGUCUGCCCUAUGUGACGCACGAACGUCGGACAGAUUGUUUGCUGUUAUCUAAACAAGAAGUUCGUGCAGAUUCAUGCACAUACGAAGAUAGCAUGAUAUAUCCUGUGCCAUGACGGGUACUUGCGGAAACAACUGCGCCGUAGCAAGAGCCCUUGAAUUGGAGACAGGUAAUUGCGAAUCUAGAGAGCUUCGUAGUACACUCUGAGAGAUGUCAUUGAAAAGAAGUCAGUAUCCGCC
Messenger RNA from Pseudovirgaria hyperparasitica, 347 nucleotides. RefSeq lists its product as uncharacterized. NCBI's taxonomy places the organism in Eukaryota, Fungi, Ascomycota, Dothideomycetes, Acrospermales, Acrospermaceae. The record is from RefSeq and is a predicted model, not a curated record. The coding region runs from base 68 to 223 and encodes 51 amino acids. The transcript has a single exon.